CCUCACAUCACAUCACAUCACAUCAACAUAAGUACCCAAUUUAUUUAUUUUAUUUGGCAUCUCUCUAUUAUUUCUCCGAAUUGUAAAUCAACUCCAACAAACAGUGUCACAGAAAUCGCGUGCGCCUGCUCUAGAUCGAUCUAUUUGCCCUUUUUUUUUUUUGAUUUCAACUCCGUCCAUCCACACCCGCCGAAGCUCACCGGAAGUCCAAAUAAGGAGGAGGCAGUGGCUGAUUGUGUAGGUUGUGGUGGAGGUGGUUUUGCUGAUCAGUUGUGGUAGAAGUUAAGAAAGAAAGAAAAAACCUGAAAAUGAGUUCAGACAGCCGCAGCAGAAGCAGGAGCAGGAGUCGUAGCCCAGGGAACCGUAAGAUUCGCUCUGACCGAUUUUCGUAUCGUGACGCUCCUUAUAGGAGAGAUUCAAGUCGGGGCUUCAGCCGAGACAAUUUGUGCAAGAACUGCAAGAGGCCUGGUCAUUAUGCUAGAGAAUGCCCAAAUGUUGCAGUCUGCCACAAUUGUGGCCUUCCAGGGCACAUUGCUUCUGAAUGCUCCACAAAAUCCGUGUGCUGGAAUUGCAAAGAACCUGGCCACAUGGCCAGCAGUUGUACCAAUGAGGGCAUUUGCCACACCUGUGGUAAAACUGGCCACCGUGCUAGGGAGUGCUCAGCUCCAUCAAUGCCACCAGGGGACUUAAGGCUGUGCCAUAACUGUUAUAAGCCGGGUCACAUUGCUGCUGAAUGUACGAAUGAGAAGGCUUGCAAUAACUGUAGGAAAACAGGGCACUUGGCACGUGAUUGCCCAAAUGACCCAAUUUGCAAUGUGUGCAAUGUUUCUGGACAUUUGGCUAGACAAUGUCCAAAAUCCGAUGUUAUUGGAGACCAUAGUGGCAGAGGCAGCUUCCGUGGUGCUGGUGGUGGCGGCGGCGGUUACCGUGAUGUGGUGUGCAGGAACUGUCAGCAAUUAGGUCAUAUGAGUCGGGACUGCAUGGGCCCCCUGAUGAUUUGUCACAAUUGUGGAGGCCGUGGUCACUUGGCAUAUGAGUGUCCUUCAGGUCGCAUUGUUGAUCGAUACCCUAGUAGGAGGUACUAAUGGAUGACAAGUUAUCGAUUAUGGUUAUAUCGUUUUUAUAUAUUUAUAUCUUUUGAGGACUGAUUGUUGAAUACUGAUAGUGUAUGUGUUUGAAUUAACUCUAAACUUGGUAGGGUCACGAUAAGGAUCAUAUGCCAAUAGAUCGGCCAUUCAGUUAUUAUGAUUUUGCUUGUGCUAUGAAUAAGAUUUAGUUUUGCUGCA
Molecule: messenger RNA, 1286 nt
Organism: Trifolium pratense (red clover)
Lineage: Eukaryota; Viridiplantae; Streptophyta; Magnoliopsida; Fabales; Fabaceae
Product: zinc finger protein GIS2-like
Exons: 4
Coding region: 309-1085 (258 amino acids)
Molecular function (GO): zinc ion binding; nucleic acid binding
Source: RefSeq, a predicted model, not a curated record